UCGCUGCGGCUGGAGGGAGCAGCGCCGUAAACGGUCGGGCUGCGGGUUGGGCGGCUCCAGUUCCCCGCUCCGGCUCCGCCGCCCCCACCCGGCCGUCUUUCGGUGUGCCAGGCUCAACGCGGCGGCGAGCGGCUCCCCCACCUGCCGGGCUUGGACAUGGAUGCGCUGAGAGUCUGGUGGGUGCUGCUGGGCAUCUUGGGCGCCGGUUCUGCCCAGUUGCAGCUUCAAAAGUUCGGAAGUAUUUUAAUGGACACUUGUAAUUCAACUGUCAUCAUACCUUGCAUAGUAACUAACCUACAACUGAAUGAUACUCGAGCAAUGUAUGUUAAGUGGAGACUAGGAGGAAACGAAUUUUUUUCUUUUGAUGGAUUUGAACAACCAGUGAAGAUUCAAAGAAACAGCACUUUUCAGUCGGCGGAAUUUGUGUCUCUAUCAAAGCUCCCUUUUGGCACUGCUUCACUCUCCCUAUCAAGGAAAGAGGCAAUUCCAGGAAACUACAGCUGUGAAGUAACAGAAUCAAACCGAGAAGGAAUAUCUACAGUUGAACUUAAACAAGCAAUAGAAUCCUGGUUUGAACCAGUGGAGAAUACUCUCAUAAUUAUCACCAUGGUUCUGGCUGCUAUUUUUUAUUGGACACAGAUAGGUGUUGUUGCAACAAAAUUCGACAUCUCUUUAUUAAAGAAGAUCAGCUUAAUUAUUGCAGGACUAAUAGUCACGAUUGCUGUUGUGAUUGGCUGUGUUCUUUUUGUCCCAGAUGGAUUUGAAUCAUCAAAUCAAGUUGGACUUGGCUUAAUUGUACUCCCUGCUGUCAUUUUAGUGCCACUUCUCUACAUUCUCUUAACCUCUGUUUUUGAGAAACCACCAUGCUUUGCAGUUAUGUUGCUAGUUUUGAAAGCACUUGGAUAUGUAAUUGCUGUAACUGGAUUUGCUAUGUCUGUAUCAGCAUGCCCCCCACAACACGCUGCUGUCGUGAUUGCAGGCUUAGCAGUUAUCGAUCUUGUAGCUGUAAUUGCCUUAGUUUAUGUGAUUAUUAUUGGUUCCAACUUUAAAGAUCAUCAGCCUCCAAGGAAAGCUGUAGAAGAACCACUAAAUGAUGCAAAAGGAGUGAUGUUAGAAUGAUGCUCACGAUUUGAGUUGAUUGAAUCUGUGAUGGACGUGGAAAGAAGUGGAGAAAGACUUUUGUUCAUACACCGUGGCCUUGAUGAUGCACUACUCAAAGAAAAAAAAAACAUCAGGAAAUUAGUUGUUUUGCAUGUGUGGAAAGUGCUGUAACGAUUUAAAUUAUGUAAUUUUAUAGUAACAGCAGCUGUAGUAAAUUUCAAAAGAGAAGUGAGUGUUGUAUGCACAUCAGCCUUUUUUCUUUUGGGGUGGAUGAGGGUAAGAAUACAAAAGACUCUUUUUAUCCACUGUAAUAGGUCUCUUUAGUGCUGCACUUCUCAGAAUCGUAUUGACUGCCACUUUACAUAAAAACCAAAACUUUUUCAUAAAGGACCACUUUCAGAUAUCACAGUGUUGAGAGUUAGCUGCCUUGAGCUCUGGGCCAGUUUUUGUGUCUCUGAGCAAUAACUGUUCAUUGUGGGUCUUCUUCACACUGGGACUGUACAUGUGCAGUCCUGCUUUUGAAUAUUUCACUAACUGAAACUGCUAGGAGGCACAGUAUGCUGACUCUGUACUGAUGUUCCCACUGAAAUCAUCAUAUGCUAAGGCAUGGAUGUGCCCCCUUUCCUCACUUCCUUUUUUGCCACUUUUAGAGUCAGUAAUUUCUUUCUGCACUUAUGACCGCUGUUCUCAUUUGGUCAACUUGCUGGGCUUACUAUUUCCCCCUUUGUGCAAGGAGUAGCCUUUACUUGCAUUCUACUGGUGACCAUGUCCCAGAAGAGUUUAUUUAAGAAAAGCACGAAUUGUAGUGUGAAACGUAACCUGACCAGUGAGCAUGAGUUAUACUACUUGUGUCUGGGGGGAAGCCCAUAACUUUCCAGUUUGUAAGGCAUGCCAAAAGUUCAUUCUGAAGGCGAGGAACAAUCAAGCCUCUAAACUGAAAGCCACAUUGUGGGAAAAUGCCCUCCAAUCAUUGGACCCACCACUUAAACUGACUUUAGAACUGACACCCUGUUUAAAACAACCUCGUCUGUGUCAGUCUGCAUGGUUCCAUCAACGCAGGGGUUGGAAUAGAGAUGUCCCCAGAAAUGUUCCAGGUCUCCAGUCCCAAUACGUUCAUCAGAACUGCUGACUAAACACCCAAAGAUGAAGGAGAAGGAGAAAGAGAGGACGCAGGAAAGACACUCCACUGACUCAAAAUACCAUUGUUCAGUGGAAGCCACUUCUAUUCUGUCUCCAGAGGUUCAGGAGAUAUUACCACCACCUCCCAGGACCCUAUCACUUGUCCAGAGUCACCACAUCUAUCCUUUUCCAACACUGAGAUUGAAACAGUUGGAUCCACCGCUGGAUCAGAGGUGCUAAUAUGAUCUCGGCUGCGAUCCCUAGCAUCAGCCCUCUUGGCCUGGUCCCCCUUCCUCAAUGUCACCACCCUGCAUUUCAGGUUGGAGAAGUCACUAUGGACACCUACCAGGUCAUGCUCCAGCAUUUGCAUGAAUGAUGCACCUACAUAUGGCUACAUCCCAAAUCACAGUUCCAAGGAGGCCCCCUUCCCCUCCCCUUGUGUUAAAUGAUGACAGCACCAAAGCAUCAUGUAAUGGAUCUGGAAUCAGAUCUGAUUAUCUUUUGUUGAUUCUAAGCCCUGAUGGAAGAGUCAGUCACUGUUCGUCUGCAUCUCCUGCAGAGACUUAAGAAGAGAUGUUGUAUAUGGGCAAGUCACUGGACAUCAAGGUAACUACCCCAGCACUUCAACCCAGUGACAAGAACCUUGGCAGUCUCCCCUGAAAUCACCGUCUUUUCCAUGUUGCAAGGUCUUCUAGAAGCCUUCUGUUAGGUUUAAUAGAAAUCUUGUUCUACUCCAGCAACUACCAGGAGAGCUGAAGGGUUCUACAAGAUCCAGUGGAACUCUGCCCUUUUUUACCCACUCACCCUACAUUACAGAAUAGUUACAGGCUCAACUUAUGGUCCCUGCUGAUGAGGGCAGAUAACUCGAUGCCUUAAGAAAGAAAGUUUAUUCAUCCUUGGUACUGAGCUUGUACAUUCCAGCUACCAAACUGUAACAGCAGGACUAUAAUAGCAACUAUUCCUGUGGGGGAGGAUAUCCCCCUGUUUGGAACUGAUCCCUGAGGAAGGGAAAGCCCAUGGUGAGGCUGCUACAGAUGGAAGCUUGUUGCCUUUCCAUGCAGCAAACUAAUGUUAGCAGAUAUUGCAUUGACUCAGUGGGAAGACGUAUGACCACCUUAGUGGUGCUCAGGCACCAUGCAUGGGUGAGAUCCAUCUCCCAUUUGAAGAGGACACACUGUUCUCAAAAACACCAAUGACACGCUUACCUUGAUCAAGAAGAAUUGGCAGACUGAAAUCCUUGGGAAUAACAGCUUCUACUUCAUAGUCAAGAUCCUUCUCCAGGCAAAGAUGGUAACCAUAUCCAAGGGAUCAACAAUAUCACACACACAUUCACAGUAUCUUGUUUCUUGUAUGACAUUCCAGCUACAUCAGAAUUUCUCUAUUCAUAGAGCUAGCCAACAGCCAUCAUCCAGAGAGGUGGGUCGCCAUCUGCAGAAGCCUUUCGCCACAUGUGCAAAUGUGUUUGCCUCAAUAAAAGCCUACUUGGCAGCAAUCUCUGCUCACCGUAAGGGGUGGAUGAAUCCAUAGUCUUUCCUCAUAAAAUUUCCAGGACAUUUCUGAAGAGCCUUUUUAAUUCCUAUCCUCCCAGGCACCUAUCAUCCCACAGUGGUCUUUGGCAGUUGUAUUGGCAAAGCUUAUGAGGACCCCUCUGAGCCUUUUGCUUCUUGUGCCUACAAUUUUUAUCCAUGAAGGCUUGCUUUCUAGUAGCAAUUAACAUCUGUUUGUAGAGUUGGCGAGAUAACAGGUUCCAGAAUGUAUUUUCUAUUUCUGAAAGUGUUCCUGGAGCAUAUGGUGCUGAAACCCUGCGCAUGUGUCUUGCGUAAAAUGGCUUUGGGGUUUCACCUGAACCAAGAGGUGUUUCUUCCCAUUUUCUUCCCCAGGCUCACUUUGAAAGCUGAAAGAAUGUUACACUCAUUGGACAUUAGGUGGACUUUGUUAUUUUAUUUACACAGGUCUGAGAACUUUCACAAGGAGAUGCCAUUGUUUAUUAGUCACUUGGCUUCUAAAAAAGAGAAACUGGCUUUCCCUCAAACUUUGAAUAAGUGGAUCAUCUCCACAUUCAGGCUGUGCUACAAGAGGGUGGAGCUCCUUUGUCUGUCAGAGAGCUGCACAGAUUUUACCGGGGGGGCAGGCUUCUUUGGCAACCUGUUUGCAUGGCGUACCAUUGAAGGAGAUCUUCUGAAGUGCAACUUGAUCCAUGGCAGCCAUCUUUGUGAAGUACUACACAUUGGACCUCCAGGCAAGAAAAGAGGUAGAGGUUGGAAAGGUGGUCUUGCAUUCUCUGGUCUUAUAACAGGUAAAAGGUCUUCCUCCAUCCUGGUGUGUAGCUUUGGAAAAUUCCAAUGUGGAAUUGCACAGAAAACCAGCAGUGAAAACAGAGUUGCACUUACCUGUAACUGCUGUUCAUCAAGGUCUUCAGUGCAGGCACACAUUCAGUGGUGGGAUUCAGCAGGUUCACAGAACCGGUGGUUAAAAUAAUGCUUGUAAACAACCAGUUGUUAAAUUAUUUGAAUCCCACCACCAGAACCAAUUACAUUAUUUGAAUCCCACCACUGCACACAUUCCUCCCUCCUACCUUGCUGCAAGCUCUUUGUCUCUUGCUUUUCUUUGUGACUCUGGCAGCUCAAGAGAAACUGAGGGAAGGGGGCACAGCCACGCCUUAGUUUGUGACAGUUUUGGGCAGGAACACCAGGAUGGGGUUGAAUACUGUGCCUCCUAGCAAUUUUAGCUAGUAAAAUCUCCAAAAGCAGGCCUGCACAUGCAUAGGCCCAAUGUGUGCCUGCGCUGAACACCUAAAAAUAAACAGCAGUUACAGGUAAGUGCAACUCUUUUCCUUAUAUAGAGUGGCACUUCUAUCCUCAAAUUACAUCAAUAGUUGCAUAGUAGCAAUGCCAGAAGGAUGGAAAGGGAUUUCUUAGGGACUGUUUGCUCUAUUCUUUCCCCCAAAAUACUUGUCCAGGGCCAGCUUAUUCUAGCUCCACUUACAAUGCCUAACUAAUGUUUUCAGGUAGUCUGAAAAUUGGCGAGCAUCAGCCUUGUGUUUAGCAAAGGUCAGGCUAAAUUCCUUGUUGGCGUGUCUGAAAGAACCUUAAUUUCAUGGGCCAGACUUCUGUGGGACCCUUUACGUAAAUAUUUGUACUGCAUGAUGAAUAAAUUGCUAGUGUUUUCUCUUUGAUUUUACUUGCUGUCCUUUAAAAACCAAUCUAGACCCAACCUACUUUUUGACAUUUUUUUUUCAUAAAUGAAGAAAUAGCAUUGGAAUAAGAGAACUAUUUAUAUAAGCUAUGUUCAUACCUAUAUGGUGUGAACAGGAAUGGAUGUAUUACAGGGUGAACCAAUAUUGUUCCUAGCAUAAUUUUUUUUACCAGACUAUGGCACUUAGCCUUUUCUAAGAGAGAUCUUGAUUUUCAGUUCUUUCAAACGAUCACAAAAGUCCCCAUUCACCCACUUGCUGCUAGUAUUUCUGCUGUAUAUAUUGUAAUUCUGUGCUUUGGUGAUCAGUAUUUUAGUCCAAGUAACUUCCGCUCUCUUUCCUAUUCUUUCAUUAAAAUAGACUUUAAAACUAAGGGCCAAACCUGAUUUUCAUAAAGCUGAGAAUCAUUCAGUAAGAAUCCUGCUAAUUAAAGCAUCAUUCACCCCCUGCAGUUUGCAGUUACCAAAAAUAUAUACAGUAAAACAAGAGAACUUCUCUUUCAGAUCACUGGCUGCCAGCCUUUCAAGUUAAGAGCAUGGUUCUUAAAUUGAAAUCUCAAUCUAUGUGGUCUUGUCUUUUUGUCAUUUACAUGUGAAUUAUGUAAGAGGAAUUCUAUUUCUGUGCUUGUCUAGUUCUUACAGAUGUUGAAAUUCUGUGUAAAGUCGGUUUAGCACAUUUUCUACAUUCUGCAAAAAAGACUUGUCUGCCCCUUCCACCACUUUUCAAAUGAGAGUUCAAACACUGUAUGUUUUGCAGGAACAAAUGAAUUCUUCUGUUCUAUUGUUCUGAAUCCUAUCUUAUAACUAUCUCCCUUUUGUAAAAAUGGGUCAGUUUCAUGGCAUUCUUUGUUGGAAUCUUCAAGGAUGCUUUUACUUAGCCUUUUGAUGGCACCCCAGGGCAGUCUGUCUGAAUUUUUCUUACCGGUACUUUUAUUGUGUGUUUUAGCAGUCAGAUCACAGCUAUGAAGGCUUUUUAUUAUUUUAAACCAGCUAAUUGUUUUUCCUUCCUUCUCCAUGUGUGUACCAGUAAAAAUAACAAAAUAGAAGGCUGGUUGUGUAGGAUUUCUUUGGUGUCUAAAUGACUCGAAUGGAAAUACAAAAGACAACUCUUCAUCCAACAUGUGGCUAUGAGCCUAGUAGUGCAUGAAUACCAAUUUUAUUUGAUGAGGUUAUCCAGUUUUAUCCUUACAUAUGUUUUGAUAUAGCUUAGCUCCCAUUAGGAUACUAGAUUUUCUUAAAGGCCUGAAUAUCUCAUACUGCCACUGACUUCUUAAUUAUUUUUAGACUGGAUAGGAUAGUUAAUGGCUUAUGUUUCUGCUGUACUUUCAAAAUAAUCCCUGAGCCCUGAGGUAUGCUGCAGUUCAGUCCUCUAAAAACAACUAAACAGGGUAGGGGCAGAUGGGUUGAAAGCUCAGUUCAUAAGGAUACUUGAAUAAUAUGAGAUUCAGAUUAAUUAAUGUUAUCCUCUAAUUAAUUGAAACAUACAGAACGUUCAAGAAUAUUCAUAUAAAAUGGCAGGGAUAGAUGAGAAAUGUACAUUGGUCUCAGUACUGUAAAUGUUUGGGAUCCUGGAUAUCUCUAUCAUUUUUCUGUGUACUGGUAAGUUGGGCUCACCAUCAUCCUGAAAACAAGCAAAAUUCAUUGUAUCAUACAAAUUGGCAACCAGUCAAAGAGUUCUGUAGCAUUAUUGCAGAUCUGGUUCUUUACAAAUGCAUCUCAGCUCUGGAAUAUGGGGACAGUGAGGAAUCCUCUGAUUCAAGAAAUGACCAUAUGAAAUUGAAAUCUAUUUAUUUUAUUUGCCUUGCAGAUUUGUAUAAUUUUGUUUAAAACUUUAUAUUAAGAAAACCUGCAGAAAAACAAUUAUAUAUCCCUAAUAGUGAAGCAAAGUUCUUUCAUAUAAGCAGAAUAUUACUAAGACUUACAGAAAGUCUUGGAUUUUGCACAUGCCCUUUGGAGAUACUUAUAGUAUAUGAAAGGGUUCUGCUAAAGAUUUCUUAUUGGUGCCAUUAAAAAAGUUCUAGCUUUCCUAAAAUUGCCAUUUAUUUUCCCUAGUAUUUUAAGAAACCAAAGUGGUUAUGAUUGUGUUAAUGGUCUCGUGAAUUUAGUUUUUGUAUAGAUAUAAAGUCAAAUUUCUCAUUAUUUGAACAUUUGGAAAAAAUCUUCUCUUAACCUAAAUAGUGUUUUUGUUUAUUGAACAUAGCAUUGUAAAUAGACCUAUAAUUUAAAUAAAGCUGUUUCAAGUUUU
This is a messenger RNA of Sphaerodactylus townsendi, 7657 nucleotides long. RefSeq names its product CD47 molecule (gene CD47). The transcript has 11 exons. NCBI's taxonomy places the organism in Eukaryota, Metazoa, Chordata, Lepidosauria, Squamata, Sphaerodactylidae. The record is from RefSeq and is a predicted model, not a curated record. Gene Ontology annotation, biological process: positive regulation of inflammatory response; positive regulation of cell-cell adhesion; positive regulation of phagocytosis. Gene Ontology annotation, molecular function: thrombospondin receptor activity. The coding region runs from base 157 to 1119 and encodes 320 amino acids. Gene Ontology annotation, cellular component: plasma membrane; extracellular exosome.